Myotis myotis is the source of this 2603-nucleotide messenger RNA. It is a transcript of the gene SLC15A4, whose product is annotated as solute carrier family 15 member 4. Gene Ontology annotation, cellular component: membrane. The record is from RefSeq and is a predicted model, not a curated record. NCBI's taxonomy places the organism in Eukaryota, Metazoa, Chordata, Mammalia, Chiroptera, Vespertilionidae. Gene Ontology annotation, biological process: oligopeptide transport; histidine transport; transmembrane transport. Gene Ontology annotation, molecular function: L-histidine transmembrane transporter activity. The coding region runs from base 34 to 1749 and encodes 571 amino acids. The transcript is spliced from 8 exons.
AGCCGGGGAGCGGGCGGGCGAGCGGGUGGGCGCAUGGAGGGCGCGGACGGGCGCGCGGAGGAGCGGGCGCCGCUGCUGGGCGCGCGGCGGGCGGCCUUCGCGGGCCGGCGGCUGGCGUGCGCCGCGGUGCUGCUGACGGAGCUGCUGGAGCGCGCCGCCUUCUACGGCGUCACGGCCAACCUGGUGCUGUUCCUGAACGGCCCGCGCUUCGCCUGGGAGGGCGCGCAGGCCAGCCAGGCGCUGCUGCUCUUCAUGGGCCUCACCUACCUGGUGUCGCCCUUCGGCGGCUGGCUCGCCGACGCGCGGCUCGGCCGGGCGCGCGCCAUCCUCCUCAGCCUGGCGCUCUACCUGCUCGGCAUGCUGGCCUUCCCGCUGCUGGCCGCGCCCGCCACGCGCGCCGCGCUCUGCGGGGCCCCGCACCCCACGCGCGGCCGCAACUGCUCGGCGCCGUCCUGCGCCGACGCGCCCGCCCGCUACUGCGCGCCCGCCGCGCUCGGGGCGCUCGUGGUCGUGGGCCUGGGCGUGGGCGCCGUCAAGGCCAACAUCACGCCCUUCGGCGCCGACCAGGUUAAAGACCGCGGCCCGGAAGCCACGCGCCGGUUCUUCAACUGGUUCUACUGGAGCAUCAACCUGGGGGCCCUCCUCUCGCUGGGCGGCGUGGCCUACAUCCAGCAGAACGUGGGCUUCGUGAGCGGCUACGCCAUCCCCACCGUCUGCAUCGGCGUCGCCUUCCUCACCUUCCUCUGCGGCCUGAGCGUCUUCGUCACCAAGCCCCCCGACGGCAGCGCCUUCACCGACGUGUUCAAGGUCCUGGCGUACUGGUGCCGCCCCCAGCAGCGACCUGCGGACCGCGGUCCCGGCGGUGAAGGCAGUGGAGGCUGCCAGCCGCCUUCUAAACACAGUCUGUUUGAUUCCUGUAAGAUGUCCCGGGGCGGGCCCUUCACGGAGGACACCGUGGAGGACGUGCGGGCCCUGGUCAAGGUCGUGCCCGUGUUCUUGGCUCUGAUCCCCUACUGGACGGUGUACUUCCAGAUGCAGACCACGUAUGUCCUGCAGAGUCUUCACCUGAGGAUCCCAGAAAUCCCGAGCCUCACGGCCACAACGAACACGUUCCCGGCCGCCUGGCUCACCAUGUUCGACGCGGUGCUCAUCCUGCUGCUGAUCCCGCUGAAGGACAAGCUGGUGGACCCCGUGCUGCGCCGGCACGGCCUCCUGCCGUCCUCCCUGAAGCGCAUCGCCGUGGGCAUGUUCUUCGUCAUGUGCUCGGCCUUCGCUGCCGGGAUCCUGGAGAGCAAGCGGCUGGACCUCGUGCGGGUGAGGACCGUGAACCAGACCAUCGGCAACGUCGUGUACUUCGCCGCCGACCUGCCCAUCUGGUGGCAGGUGCCCCAGUACGUGCUCAUCGGCAUCAGCGAGAUAUUCGCAAGCAUCGCCGGUCUGGAGUUCGCGUACUCGGCCGCGCCCAAGUCCAUGCAGAGCGCCGUCAUGGGCCUGUUCUUCUUCUUCUCCGGCGUCGGCUCCUUCGUGGGCUCGGGCCUGCUGGCGCUCGUGUCCACCACGGCCAUCGGGUGGAUGAGCAGCCACACGGACUUGGGCAACAUCAACGGCUGCCACCUCAACUACUACUUCUUCCUCCUGGCCGCCGUCCAGGGCGCCACCCUCCUGCUCUUCCUCCUCGUGUCCGUGAAGUACGACCGGCAGCGCGCGAGGGCGUUGACGCCCGGGACGCCCAGCAGCCGCCGGGCCUGACCCCGAAGUCCCAGCGGGUCCGAGACUGACACUGGGGGAACUGGCCGGAGUGCGGAGCGAGGCAGGCUGUUAACUCCGGGAACGUCCGCCCCCUGACCCGAUGGUGUCCUCCUGCCUGGCGGACGGGCAAGUGCCUUCCUGUGGCUCACCUGCUCACGGGGCCUCUGGAGCCGAAGCGCAGGGGCCUCCUCGUCAGGAGAGACGCCCCCCCUGCAGCCGCCGUGCCAGGCCCACGCGAGGUGCACGGCCGAGGCCACGUGUCUGCUGCCUCUUCGUGGUUUACACACGUGUGAGCUUGUGAUGUGACUGUUUUCCUCCUGAUUAAUGAGCACCCACUCGUGGUGGAGGGCGGAGGGUUCAGGUGACGGUGGUCGGUGGUCAGACGCGUGGGACUCACCGGGUCUGGGUCGUGGUCUCACCAGCCACUCCUCUUGCCUCCGGCACAGCCGGCACCGAGUACGUUUAUCUGCUGCUUCAAACAUCCUUCUUUUGUAAACUGUUGACAUUGCUUUUUCUUUUAAUGAAGAAGGUGAGUCAGGAAAUCGUUAAGCCCGUGUGUCCCGUCUCAGCUGCGAACGGCUGAGUGUUUGAAGCUGCGCGGAGCGUCCUGUGUGGCGUUCGGUGCCACGGGGCGGAGGGCCCGUCGCGGGGCCGGAAGGAGCCCGUUCUUUUGAACAAAAUCCAUGUAAUUAAGAGCCGUGGACAGUUUACCUGUGAACCUGACCGUGGGGUCACUGCGUUUGUAUAUUAUUUUACAUGCCUCUGGGUCUGACUUUGUUAAGUAAACUCUUCCUUUGUUGCUGGACUUUUGGUAAAAGCUUGUUAUUAAAACGCCUUCAACCUGAGGCCCACAA